AUGCUUGCACGCGCUGCGGUUUCCCUACAAACUUCGAUGAACUUGACACUGUUCAAGAGGCAGAUGAUUGCUUUCUCUCCCUUCGGCCUCUCUCCACUUGGCUCUAUGACAAAGAGCCAUCUCGUGCUCACCGCCGUGCAUGAUUAUUCCCACUAUAGGUUACUGACACAUGACGUCUACGAUUCGACGCUGCUGCAACCCUGCCCUGACGGAACAUAUCCAAGUUGA
Molecule: messenger RNA, 228 nt
Organism: Penicillium chermesinum
Lineage: Eukaryota; Fungi; Ascomycota; Eurotiomycetes; Eurotiales; Aspergillaceae
Exons: 1
Coding region: 1-228 (75 amino acids)
Source: RefSeq, a predicted model, not a curated record